UAAAAAUAAAGUAGGAACAAAACGUAAAAUCAUUCUAGGCUCAGUGAUCCAACCGGUUUCAAACAGAGAAGUAACAGUUAUGUAAUUAAAUCCCUCUUGCAGUAACACCGAGAGCUAUGAUAUAAAGAUAUAAAACAAUAAUAUCGAAGUGCCCGUCACACGUGGACGAUAACAAUAUGUCAGGAAUAUUUGAAACACUCUGCGGCCUCACUAUAAUAAUUCUUCUUCUCUAUUAUUAUCUGAUCUCGACGUUCUAUUACUGGAAGGUUCGUGGUGUUAAAGGACCUCGACCUAUUCCUCUGUUCGGCAAUCUCAUGGAUAUCUUAUUUGAUAAAACGAAUCUGUCAGACUAUUUGGUACAUCUUUAUAAUUCCUACAAGGACGAAUCAUACGUCGGUAUUUUCUUUGGAAGUAGACCGAUACUCUUAAUAAAAGAUCCGCAAUUAAUAAAGGAUAUCUUAAUCAAAGACUUUUCCUGUUUCCCUCAACGAGGCACAACCGUAACCAAAAAGAUAGAUCCAUUGACGGAAAAUCUAAUCUUUAUCGAAGCAUUGAGAUGGAAACCGUUAAGGAAUAAAUUGACGCCUGCAUUUUCUUCCGCUAAACUAAAGGAAAUGUUCCCAUUGAUAAUAAUCUGCUCAGAUCAUUUAGAGCAAUAUAUUAAUAAUCUACCUAAUAACGUUAUUCUUAAUGUGGGUGAAUUAACCACUAAAUACACUAUAGACAUAGUAGGUAAUUGUGCAUUUGGAAUCGAAAUGAAUGCACUUAAGAUCAAUGAAGAAAAUGAAUUUAUAAAAAUGGGGAAAGAUAUAUUCAGUAUUAAUAUAAUGCCAAUACUAAAAUACCGUCUGCAAACACAUUUUCCGGAGAUUUACAAUCAUCUCGGCUUUCUAUUCAGAAAUACUCGUCAAAAUUCUUUCUUUUCCGAUAUCGUUAAGCAAACAAUGGAAUACAGAAUAAAAAACAACAUCGUUAGACACGAUUUCAUAAAUAUUUUGAUGGAAAUGAAAAGCAAUCCGGAAAAGCUUGGCGAAGAGAUCGAACUAACGGACAGCUUAUGCGCAGCCCAAGCUUUCGUGUUCUUUGCAGCUGGUUUCGAAACAUCUUCCUCGACUAUAUUAUAUAUUCUUUACGAAUUAGCUCAAAAUCAUAAAAUACAAGACAAACUUCGUAAAGAGAUCAAUGAAGAAUAUGAAAAACAUAAUGGUAUCUUAAAGUUCGAAUCUAUAAGAACGCUGAAAUAUUUACAGGCGGUAAUCAAAGAAACACUAAGGAAACAUCCACCAAUAACGAAUUUAUCCAGAGAUUGCAUGGUACCUUCUUACACAUUCAGAGGUACUAAUCUUACUGUACAGAAGCAUCAAAGAAUAUUUAUAUCUAUAAUCGGAUUACACCACGAUCCAAACAUUUAUCCAAAUCCAGAUGUUUUUGAUCCUGAACGAUUUUUAACCGAAAAUAAUACAAUUAACGAUGGAACGUAUCUACCUUUUGGUAGAGGACCUCGUAACUGUAUUGGAGAAAAAUUUGCAGAGUUGCAAGUGAUAAGUGGAGUGGCAACAUUCUUACGAAAUUGUAAAGUCGACGUCUGUGAAAAAACAGAAAUUCCAUUUAAGAGCAGUAGGUCAGACUUCUUGUUAAUAUCAAAGAACGGAAUCUACUUAAAAAUCAGUAAAAUUAACAAAGAAUAGCUGAAUUGCUUUGUUAUAAAAUAUAUUCAAUACUUAAUUCCAUUGUUGAUCGUAUAUUUUUGUCAUUUAAAUAUAAAUCUAGUAAUAUAUAUUAUAAAUAAAUAU
Molecule: messenger RNA, 1793 nt
Organism: Vespula pensylvanica (western yellowjacket)
Lineage: Eukaryota; Metazoa; Arthropoda; Insecta; Hymenoptera; Vespidae
Product: cytochrome P450 6a2-like
Exons: 6
Coding region: 177-1688 (503 amino acids)
Molecular function (GO): iron ion binding; monooxygenase activity; heme binding
Source: RefSeq, a predicted model, not a curated record